Messenger RNA from Aureobasidium namibiae CBS 147.97, 708 nucleotides. RefSeq names its product riboflavin synthase alpha chain. Bases 1 to 708 code for a protein of 235 amino acids. Gene Ontology annotation, biological process: riboflavin biosynthetic process. NCBI's taxonomy places the organism in Eukaryota, Fungi, Ascomycota, Dothideomycetes, Dothideales, Saccotheciaceae. The record is from RefSeq and is a predicted model, not a curated record. Gene Ontology annotation, molecular function: riboflavin synthase activity. The transcript has 2 exons.
AUGUUCACCGGCAUCGUCGAAACCCUAGGCACCGUCUCCGAACUCCUCCCCCAAGAUGCCACCUCAGGCGGCGGCACCACAAUGACAAUCUCCAACUGCUCCUCCAUCCUCGGCGACUGCACCCUUGGGGACUCGAUCAGCGUAAACGGCACCUGCCUCACCGUCACCGAAUUCACCUCUUCCUCCUUCAAAAUCGGCGCGGCGCCCGAGACUCUGCGCCGCACGAAUCUGGGUGCUCUCAAACAGGGCUCCAAAGUCAAUCUCGAGCGCGCCGUGUCUGCUCACACGAGGAUGGGAGGGCAUUUUGUGCAAGGGCAUGUGGAUACCAUUGCCGAGAUUGUGUCGGUGACGCCGGAUAAUGAGGCAAAGGUGUUUCGCAUGGCGCCUAGGGAUAAGAGCGUGUUGCGCUAUAUCGUGGAAAAAGGAUAUGUGACAUUGGACGGCGCUUCCCUCACCAUCACUGCCGUCGACGACGAAGCGGGAUGGUUUGAGAUCAUGAUGAUCAACUACACGCAAGAGAAGGUUGUCAUGGGAGCAAAGCAAAAGGGAGAUACGGUCAAUGUCGAGGUCGAUUGCGUGGGCAAGUACGUCGAGAAGAGCGUGGUGGGCUACUUUGAGGGCAGCAGAGGCGCCAACGAACCUGCCAUCUUGGAAAAGAUAGUCGGCAGGAUUGUGGAUGAGAAGUUGGCCAAGAUGCAAAAGUCAUGA